This is a messenger RNA of Effrenium voratum, 495 nucleotides long. NCBI's taxonomy places the organism in Eukaryota, Dinophyceae, Suessiales, Symbiodiniaceae. The record is from the annotation of a GenBank genome assembly.
AUGGCUAAGGCGCGGCCGAUCGCCUGCGGAAGCGCACAGACAGGCAUCUUGAGCAACGGAGAAGCUGAGGCCCUUACGUCUUUUGCUUGGGAUGGUGCAGGAGGGCAGAAGUCCGACCGCCUCUUCCUUGGACCCAUGGCAGGCGCAGAGCAGCAAGGGGUACUGGGCGCCACGGAGACCGAGAUGCCGGACUUUGGAGUUUUGGGGCAGGACGGUGGAAGUCCGAAAAGCCAGUGGCAGGCCACGCCAGUCCCGGAGACCGAGAUGCCGGACUUUGGGGCCUUUGGGCAGGUGCAAGAGGAUUGCUUUGGUGCUUGGCCACCAGUGACAACAUGGAGUCACUGGCACAACCUCAGCGCCUAUGACUACAGCGCCUACUGUUGGGAAGGCUGGCUAGGCCAGUGGCCUUCGCAGCCGGAGUUGACUGCGGGGCCCAUCCAUCGAUCGAACGCGACUCGGAACCGCCGAUCUGCAAAGCAGAGCCAGCGGAAAUGA